AUGUCUUUUGGUAGACAUGCCUACCGGCAUGUGCUGAGGCCGCCUUCUCCACCGACCAUUGACCAUCUUUGGAUCAGCGACGACUUGCUCGCCUCAACCUUCCGCCGGUUUGCGAAUGGCCAACGCCGCCAUGGGAGCUGCGUCCCCGGUCCUCUCGAGGCCCGGAGGCGCCUUGCUCGACGCAGAAAUACGGCACUCGCUGGUUUUGGGGUGGCUUCGGCUGAGGAUAUUGCGUGUUUGUUCGGCCGCAAUGGGAGAGAGCAUAUGAAAUGGACCGACCACCCAUGGCAGAGAGCCCAUUUUGAAAAUCAAGACGUUGAAAGUUACACAUUAGGCAUGGCCGACACCCAAAUACCUUUCUAUCACCAAAACCCUGAACCUACAGACUCCGCUAUCUCAAGUGACAACCCUUCGACUCCCUACAAGACAGCCCACAAGUCCCGACCUCAAAUAUUAGCGGAAUACCUCGACACGGAAAACUGGAGCAUUGAAGAUGUGAGGGACUUUGCCCGCAGGCUGAGGAUAGACCUUCAACGAGAGCCAACCUACAGUCGGCAAAUAUUCGAAAAGCUCAUUAAACGGUCAACUACAGACCUGAGACAGGCAAUCAAAUUCCUCGACGAUCCAUUUUUGAAUACGCGUGGGUCCGGCAAUUACAUUGCAGCCGUGAAAAUGUUUAUACGAACGAAGGCAAAACGAUCGAAUCGCGUCCACGUGCUCAACUCUGUUGUUAAAGCGCUCGAGCUAGGAUUGGUCCCAUCAGAUGAACUUUGCUUGAUAGUCAGAGCGAUACCAAAUAUCUUGGUUGAACGAAACAAGACAUUGGGCAACUGGGACCAGAAAGCAUUGCUAAAACAUUAUCGAGCCAUGUGGAAGGCUAUCGGACGCUGCAACAUCCUUGGCUUUCGCGAUCUCGACAAAGGGGUCGUGAGUUCGUGGAUUACGCAGCUUCUGAAUGUACGAAGCUUCCGUUUUGCGGAAGAAAUAAUUGUCGCAACUCAUGAUGCGAACUCUGAUGUCCACUGGCCCACAACCUUGAUUAUGGCCCAACUGAAGACUCUCAACGAAAUUGAUGCUAGUACAGCUCUUCCAUACCCUUACCAAAUGUUGAGCCAACUUAAUGAGGACUGUGCGGCCAGAUCCAUUGUUGACGUUACUGAGACUUUGGCCUUGUCUAUGCCCAAAGGCCAUGCGAGGGACCAAUUGCUAGAGCGAUGGCGAGAAUGCCUCCUUAGGGUUUCAAACAUCUCUGCUAUUGCAUCGUCACAAGUAUGGCUUGAUCUUCCGCUCGCCUAUACAGACAGCGUAAAGGUGGUACGGUCUCCUUUGAUAACUCCAGUUCAACGUCAUAUCAUUCUUCGCCUCUGGAUUUUGCGAAGUCUCAGCCGAGCUCUUGGACCUAUGUAUAAUCAAAACUCUAGGCCCACUGACCAGCCCAUCUACAUGCUACUUAGCCUGUUUGAAACAGCGACCCAAUAUACGGAUGGAUCUUUUCUGUCGGAUCUCAUGGGUGCUAUUCAAAGCCUAAAUCUUCCUCACAAUAGCCUUUUACUUUUGGCAGUCGACCUCAAGAUAAGGAAAUUGACAACAAGAGCAACCCGUCGAACUCUUGAGCGAUUGGAGACCUCAGCGACUACCUUAACAGAUGUUUGGGCGGACCCAGUCGCGUACAAGGGCAUACAAUCCUUCUUUUACGGCACGUUUGAGCAAAUGUUCCGCCGCUUAGAUCUGACAAGCCCUGAGUCUGUGGCAGAAUGUCUCCAUCUGGCUCGAAGUGGGGACUCGAAAAGCGUCUGGUCGGUUCUCAGACUUCUGCGCAACCAUACCCCCUUCAAGCUUUGCCUCAACAAGGCCUGGGUUCCCCUGCCUCACCCUGGCGAGAAAGCUCUCGUACGCUAUCACCCAGGCCCUCGUGAUGCCCAAAGUCCUGACCCAUAUGUUGCUGUUGAAUUCAUCCAUCAACUUGCUGUCGCGUUCUCUUGCUGCCAACAAUUAACCCCUUCCCGGUCGUUCCACCUCAUUCACUGGCUCUACGACUAUUUGCGCCGGCAUGGUGGCCCCGUCUAUCCCUCUUUAGUACAAGCUAUGUAUCAUGCCGGUGUUGUGCGUUAUCGCCGUGAGGGACGUCGGAUCUCACCCACCCAGUAUGAGUAUAUCCUCUGGAUUGUCAGCAAGUUUGAAGGCCCCGAUGUUGCGAACCAACUAAGGUCCCCGGCGCAGAUCGGGCAGGGAACUUCUCGGUAG
Molecule: messenger RNA, 2244 nt
Organism: Penicillium macrosclerotiorum
Lineage: Eukaryota; Fungi; Ascomycota; Eurotiomycetes; Eurotiales; Aspergillaceae
Exons: 2
Coding region: 1-2244 (747 amino acids)
Source: RefSeq, a predicted model, not a curated record